AUGGAGACAGAAGACCUUUCAAAGGCUGUGGACAGAACUGAGGAUCCUGGUUCCAAGAACGAUGUUCAGCCCACUGCAGUGCAGCCUGAUCUCCCACUUGGAGAGCAGUCCCCUGGCCCCACCGCUCUCUGGGACACACUCGAAAGGAAGUUUCUGGAAUACCAGCAUUUGACUCACAGGAGCCUGGAUGAGCGUCAGAAGAACCUGUUGAGUCUUCUCCCCCUGUUCCUAAAGGCCUGGGAACACUCCGUGGGCAUCAUCUGCUUCCCCAGUCUCCAAAGCCUGGCAGAAGAUGUUUCCGACCAGCUUGCCCAGGAAAUACAGAAGGCCCUUGCUGGGAAACCUGCAGAGCAAGCGAGGGUGGCAGCAGAGCAGCUGCUGCAGUGGAAGGGUGACAUGAAUCGGGAUGGCUACCUGCUCCUGAAGACGGUGUUUGUGCUCACGGGGACAGACUCGGAGACGCUGGGCAGAGUGGCUGCGUCUGGGCUCCCAGCCCUGCUCCUACAGUGCCUCUACCUCUUCUUUGUCUUUCCCCUGGAAAAGGGUGAGCUUCCUGAGAGUGAUGUUCAAGUUCAGAGGAUGUUUGUGCAGAUGUUGCUCAACAUUUGCAGCGAGCCUCAGGGUCUGGAGGGACUUCUCUCAGGAAGCGAGCUCCAGACUCUACUGAUUGCCACGACCUGUCUUCGGGAGCACAGCUGCUGCUUCUGGAAAGAGCCCACCUUCUGUGUGCUGAGGGCCAUCUCCAAGGCCCAGAACCUCGGUGUCAUCCAGUACCUGCAGGCCACAGACUGCAUCAGGCUGGCACUGCAGAACCUGUCCAGGCUCGCUGACACGCUCCCUGCUCCGGAGGUGAGUGAGGCUGUGAGCCUCGUCCUGGGCUUCGUGAAGGACUCCUACCCUGUCUCCUCGGCUCUGCUGCUGGAGUUUGAGAACGCGGAGGGCUACCCUCUGCUACUCAAGGUGUUACUUCGGUAUGAUGGGCUGAUGCAGAGCGAGGCUGACCCCCACCUGGAGGAGCUCAUUGGGCUGGUGGUGUGGCUGACGACCUGUGGGAGGUCAGAACUGAAGGUGUUUGACAGUGUCACGUACCCUCAGCUUGAAGGCUUCAAGUUCCAUCAUGAGGCUUCUGGGGUGACUGUUAAGAAUCUUCAGGCCUUCCAGGUUCUGCAGAAUGUUUUCCACAAAGCCAGCGAUUCUGUCCUCUGCACACAAGUCCUGUUGGCCAUCAGGACCAUGUGGGACUGGAAUGCUCGCAACUUCUUCCUGCUGGAGUGGACCCUGCAGCCCAUCUCGCAGUUUGUGGAGCUUGUGCCCCUGAAGCCAGCCCUGGUGCAGGUGCACUUCUUCCAGCUGCUAGAGGCCCUGGUGUUUGAACUGCACUAUGUGCCCCAUGAGAUCCUGUGGAAGGUGCAGCGUCUGAUCAAGGAGAGUCCAGAGCCCUCCUGCACCCUUGUGGCCCUGCAGAGCAUCCUCAGGAUUGCUGGUGGGGACCCGCUCUUCACCGACAUCUUUCGUGACUCAGGACUCCUGGGCUUGCUUCUGGCCCAGCUGCGGAAGCAGGCCAAGAUCAUGAGGAAGUCAGGAAACAAAGAGUCCACUCCUGGUGCUCAGGAUCCAGAAAGAGAACUCACCUGCGUGAUGCUGAGAACUGUUGUCACACUUCUGAAAGGCUCGGUUCGGAAUGCAGUUGUCCUGAAAGACCACGGCAUGGUGCCCUUCAUCAAGAUCUUCCUGGACGAUGAGUGCUACCGGGGGGCCUCGCUCAGCAUCCUGGAGCAGCUGUCAGUCAUCAGCGCUGAGGAGUACAUGAGUAUCAUUGUGGGCGCUCUGUGCUCGUCCACUCAAGGGGAGCUGCAGCUGAAACUGGAUCUCCUGAAGUCUCUCCUCCGGAUCCUGGAGACUGCCAAGGGCCGUGCUGCUUUCAGAGUCUCCAGCGGGUUCAACGGGCUGCUGUCCCUGCUCUCCGACCUGGAGGGCUCCCUCCACGGACCCCCGCUGCAGACGUGGGGAGCGGUGUCCCCCAGCCAGACCCUGGAGCUGGUGCUGCACACGCUCUGUGCCCUAUCUGCGGCACUGCACCUGGACCCUGUCAACGGGGACUUCUUCAGGAGGAACGGGCUCUUCGAGAAGCUGGCCGAGGACCUCUGCUUGCUGGGCUGUUUUGGGGCCCCAGAGGAAGAGGGAGCCCCUCUGCCCUCCUGGGCUGACACAAAGCCCAGGCCAUUUGCUGACUUGCUGAGUGCUGCCUUUGCCUCCUACAGCCCACUCCCACCCAGCAUGCAGAGCUGCCUCCAGAUCCUCAGCUUUCUGGACAGCAUGGCCAGGGGCACGCUCCACCUGCACUGGGACCCGAAGGAGUCCCCGAGGGCUGGGCAGGAGCAGGUCAUGGAUGCCCAGAAGGAGGACACCGGCAGUGACCCCAAAGGCAGCUUCAAGCAGUGGCCAAACCUGCAGGAGAGGACAGAUGAAGGGGACACUGUGAUCAUGCACCCUGGGAUCGUGUGCAUCAUGGUGAUGCUGCUACCUCGGUUGAACCAUGCGGAUCACCCACAGCUUUCCCAGGAGAUCCAGUGCUCCCUGGCCAGUCACAUCCAGUCCCUGGUGAAAUCAGAGAAGAACCGCCAGCUCAUGUGUGAGGCGGGGAUGCUCAGGGCCCUCAUGAGCUCCUGCCACAGGGCCCUGGCCACCGGCUGCAGCCCCUUGCACUCAAGCCUCAUCAGGAUUUUUGAAAAGCUUGCUUCCCAAGCCAUCGAACCCGACCUGUUAAGACAGUUCCUCGGUCUUGGAAUUCCCCCACCUCUGUCGGCUGCCACAAAAAUCCUCAAUUCAUCUCGUGUGCACGGAGGCAACCCUGGGUGCUCAGGGCCACAGACUGCAGCACCAGGCUCAGCUGAGGGACCCUUGGGAGCUGCCCCAGAUGCCAACCCAUGCCCGGGAGUCGCCCAGGCCCUCAGGCCCUCGGAGGCGUCCCAGGAUCCCACCACGGCCCUUCAGACGGUGCUCAGCCUCAUCUCCAUGACCUCCCCGCGCAACCCGCAGCCUCAGAAGGCGGCCCUGGCUCCGUCAUUCGUGGAAUUUGACAUGUCUGUGGAAGGCUAUGGCUGCUUGUUUAUUCCAACCCUGUCUACCGUUAUGGGAAGCAGCACCGAGUACUCUGUCUCUGGAGGGAUUGGGACAGGCGCUGCCAGAGCCUUCCCUCCCCCUGGGGGACUGACAUUCUCCUGCUGGUUCCUGGUCAGCCGGCAUGGCGCUGCCACGGAGGGCCACCCGCUUCACUUCCUGACCCUGGUGCGCCACCUGGCCAGAACUGAGCAGCCCUUUGUCUGCUUCUCCGUCAGCCUCUGCCUGGACGACCUCUCCUUGGUCGUAUCUACAGAAGAGAAAGCGUUUCAGCCCCUAGAUGUCAUGGAACCUGAGGAUGACUCUGAGCCUUCUGCAGGACGCCAGCUUCAGGUCAGGUGUGGCCACCUACUAGCUUGUGGUCAGUGGCACCACUUGGCUGUGGUUGUCACCAAGGAAAUGAAAAGGAAUUGCACCGUCUCCACGUAUUUGGAUGGACAGAUCAUUGGCUCAGCCAAGAUGCUGUACAUUCAGGCCCUACCAGGACCUUUCCUUUCAAUGGAUCCAUCUUCAUUUGUGGAUGUUUACGGAUAUAUUGCUACCCCUCGAGUUUGGAAACAAAAGUCAUCGUUAAUCUGGCGUCUUGGCCCCACAUACCUCUUUGAAGAAGCCAUUUCAGUGGAAACUCUGGAAGUUAUGAACAAACUUGGCCCAAGAUACUGUGGCAACUUCCAAGCUGUGCAUGCUCGAGGAGAAGACCCAGAGAGUGAAGCGACACCCCUCGUUGCAGAGGAAAAGAUUUCCUUUGGGCUUCACAUAGCCAGUUCCUCUGUCACCAGGAUAGCAGACCUCAGGAGAGCUUACAGUGAGGUGGACAGCCGUCUGAUUGCCAAGGAGAUGAACAUUUCCUCCCGUGACAAUGCCAUGCCUGUGUUCCUGCUAAGAAACUGUGCUGGCCACCUCUCCGGUUCUCUUCGGACCAUUGGAGCUGUUGCUGUGGGCCAGUUAGGGGUAAGGGUGUUCCACUCCAGCCCUGCUGCCAGCAGCCUGGACUUCAUUGGCGGGCCUGCCAUCCUCUUGGGCCUCAUAUCCUUAGCAACAGAUGAUCACACUAUGUAUGCGGCUGUGAAAGUCCUGCACUCAGUUCUGACCAGCAAUGCCAUGUGUGGCCGCCUGAUGCAGCACAUCAGUGGGUACCAGAUAAUGGCAUUUCUCCUGCGGAAGAAAACCUCUUUCCUAAACCAUCGCAUUUUUCAGCUGAUCCUCUCAGUUGCUGGCACUGCAGAAUGGGGCUUCAGGUCAUCUGCUAUCACCAAUGUUGGAAUCUUCCAGCACAUUCUCUGCAACUUUGAGCUCUGGAUGAAUACCUCGGACAACGUGGAGCUCACGCUCUUUUCCCACCUUGUGGAAAUCCUGCAAUCACCAAGGGAAGGACCCAGGAAUGCUGAAGUUGCUCACCAGGCCCAGCUUGUGCCCAAGCUCGUCUUCCUCUUCAGUGAGCCAAGCCUCACCCCCUCCAGGAUCUCCACCAUCAUUGCCAUCCUGGGCUGUCAGCUGAGGGGCUACUUCAGCAUCCCGGACUUGCUCAGGAUCGGGCUGUUUGUCGUGUAUACCCUCAAGCCUUCGUCAGUGAAAGAAAGGCAGAGCUGCGCGGAUGGAGCCCCGGACCCCUCCAUGCCUGCUGGAAGCCAAACAUCUGGAAAGACAAUCUGGCUCAGAAACCAGUUGCUGGAGAUGAUGCUUAAUGUAAUAUCUUCCCCCCAACUUCAUCUGUCCUCUGAGUCAAAGGAGGAGUUGUUUCUGAGCCUGGGGCCCGACUGGUUCCUGCUGUUCCUGCAGGGCCACCUGCACCCCUGCACCACUGUGCUGGCACUGAAGCUGCUGCUGUGCUUUCUGUCAAGCCCUGCCCUCCGCGAGCGAUUUAAAGAAGGCCUGUCUGCGGGGCGCUGGGUGGAACGCAGCGCCGAGGGCGUGGAUAUUGUGAUAAACAACCUGAAGAACCACCCUCCCGUGCCUGGCCAAGGCCCCUGCCUGCUUCCUGGCUUCCGCGUCUUGAAGGACUUUCUGGCCCACCACGCUCAGAUUGCAGAAGUCCACCUCGUCGUGUCCAGCUUCUUCCUGCAGACGCCGCUCACAGAGCUGACCCACGCGCCCAGGGACAGCCUGGAUGCCAUGCUUCAGUGGCUCCUGCAAAAGCACCACCAGGAAGAAGUCCUCCGGGCUGGGUUGUGCACGGAAGGUGCCCUGCUGCUCCUGGAAAUGCUGAAAGCCACCAUGAGCCAGCCCUGGGCAGGCUCUGAGGACAGCGCCUGGGAACAGACAUCCCUGGCCAGCGUGCUGCAGUUCCUGGGCCUCGUGCACCGCACCUACCCCCAGGACCCGGCGUGGUGGGCCCCGGAGUUCCUACAGACCUUGGCCACUGUGACCUUCCCCCUGGGAACUCAAAAGGGGGCUGUGGCUGAACCUGCCCAGAGUGCCAGCAGUCCUGGGGCCGUGGCUGAAGACGACAACACUGGUGAGGGUCUGCAGGCUGCUGCCAAGUCACAUCCUGCCCGGAGGCAGCUGAGGGAGUUCACGCAGCUCCUCUUCAGGGAGCUCCUGCUUGGGCCCCCCAGCCCCAAGCAGUGGCAGCCCCUGGAGGUGCUCUUGGAGGCUUGUCCAGACAACGCCACCAGCCAAGAGAAGCGAGACUUCCAGUCUGAGAUCCUGCUUUCCGCCAUGGAAAUAUUCCACUUGAUGAGUGGGGGCAAUGUGCCGAUACUCGGAGGUAGUAAAGAGCCUCCACCAAACACAGAAGCUACUGCUCCUUCGCUCGCGAACAUCUCCUACUUCACCCAGAAGCUGGUGGAGAAGCUGUACAGUGGGGUGUUCUCGGCAGACCCCAGGCACAUCCUCCUCUUCAUCACGGAGCACAUCAUGGUGGUCAUCGAGAACACCUCUUCUCAAAGGGACACUGCCAUCAGCACUUUAUACAGCAGUUUAAAUAAAGUCAUACUUUAUUGCCUCUCCAAGCCUCAGCAGUCCCUCUUCGAAUGCCUCAGCCUUCUCAGCAUCCUGGGCUUUCUGCAGGAACACUGGGACAUCAUCUUUGCCACCUACAAUUCCAACGUCAGCUUCCUCCUGUGUCUCAUGCAUUGUCUUUUGCUGCUCAAUGCAAGAAGUUAUCCAGAAGGAUUUGGAUUGGAACCCAAGCCUAAAAUGACUCCUUAUCAUCAAGUCUUCCUUUCCCCAAAUGAAGAAGUGAAAGAAAAAACAGGGGAAGAUUUCCUGAGUUUGAGUGAUGUCCAGCACAACAUCCAGAAGACGGUACGGACUCUCUGGCAGCAGCUUGUGGCACAGAGGCGGCAGGCACUGGAAGAUGCCUUCAAGAUCGAUCUCUCUGUGAAACCUGGAGAGAGUGAAGUGAAGAUUGAAGAGGUCACCCCCCUCUGGGAAGAGACGAUGCUCAAGGCAUGGCAGCACUACUUAGCAUCUGAGAAGAAGUUGCUCUCCAGUCGCUCGAAUGUCACACAUCACAGCAAGGUCACAUCAUGGAGUGGAAGCCUGUCCUCAGCCAUAAGGCUGAUGCCUGGGCGGCAGGCCAAGGACCCUGAAUGCAAGACAGAGGGUUUUGUGUCAUGUAUAGAGAACUACAGAAGAAGAGGACAGGAGUUAUAUGCAUCUUUAUACAAAGACCAUGUACAGAGGCAGAGAUGCAGCAAUAUCAAGGCAGCCAAAGCCUGGGCCAGGAUCCAGGAGCAGCUUUUUGGAGAGCUGGGCUUGUGGAGCCAGAUGACAGAAGUCACGCCCUGCUCCAAGUGGGAACUCGACUGGAGAGAGGGACCAGCUCGCAUGAGGAAACGCAUCAGACGCUUGUCCCCACAAGAGGCCCUGCACCCAGGAAGGCUCAAGGAAAGUCAAGACAAAAAUGUUGAUAUUUCUCAAACAAAUGCUGAAAACCAAGGUGAGCUGGCACCGAAGGAGGCUGAGGGCGAGCUGGACGAGGUGGCGGUGGACUGCACCCAGCUGACAUUCUUCCCUGCUUUACACGAAAGUCUGCACUCAGAAGAUUUCUUGGAACUGUGUCGGGAAAGACAAGUUAUUUUACAAGAGCUUCUUGAUCAAGAAAAGGUGACACAGAGGUUCUCCCUGGUGAUCGUGCAGGGCCACCUGGUCUCAGAAGGAGUCCUGCUCUUUGGCCACCAGCACUUCUACAUCUGUGAAAACUUCACACUGUCCCCCACGGGCGAUGUCUACUGCACACGCCACUGCUUAUCCAACAUCAGCGAUCCCUUCAUUUUCAACUUGUGCAGCAAAGACAGGUCCUCCGAGCACUACUCCUGCCAGCGUCACAGCUACAGCGACCUCAGGGAGCUCCGGCAGGCCCGCUUCCUCCUGCAGGAAAUCGCCCUGGAGAUCUUCUUCCAGAAUGGAUAUUCCAAGUUUCUUGUCUUCUACAACAGUGAUUGCAGUAAGGUCUUCAAAAGCUUCUGCUCUUUCCAGCCCGGCCUGAAGGGGAAAGGCGUGGUGGAGGACCCCCUCAGUCUAAGGAGAUACCCCGGCUCUGACAAGACCAUGCUGCAGAGGUGGCAGAAAAGGGACAUCAGCAAUUUCGAGUAUCUCAUGUACCUCAACACCUUGGCCGGGAGGACCUACAAUGACUACAUGCAGUACCCAGUGUUUCCCUGGGUCCUCGCUGACUACACCUCAGAGACGUUGAACUUGACGAAUCCCAAGAUUUUCCGGGACCUAUCGAAGCCCAUGGGGGCUCAGACCAAAGAAAGGAAGCUGAAAUUUAUCCAGAGGUUUAAAGAAGUUGAGAAGACUGAAGGAGACAUGACUGUCCAGUGCCACUACUACACUCACUAUUCUUCGGCCAUCAUCAUCGCCUCCUACUUGGUCCGGAUGCCACCCUUCACCCAAGCCUUCUGCUCUCUGCAGGGUGGAAGCUUUGAUGUGGCGGAUAGAAUGUUCCACAGUGUGAAGAACGCGUGGGAGUCUGCCUCCAGGGAGAACAUGAGCGACGUCAGGGAGCUGACCCCGGAGUUCUUCUACCUGCCCGAGUUCUUAACCAACUGCAACGCGGUGGAGUUCGGCUGCAUGCAGGAUGGGACUGUGCUAGGGGACGUGCAACUCCCUCCCUGGGCUGAUGGGGACCCUCAGAAAUUUAUCAGCCUACACAGACAGGCUCUGGAAAGUGACUUUGUCAGUGCCAACCUCCACCAUUGGAUAGACCUCAUUUUUGGGUACAAGCAGCAGGGGCCAGCUGCAGUGGAGGCUGUUAAUACCUUCCACCCCUACUUCUACGGCAACAAAGUGGACCUUAGCAGCCUCAGUGACCCCCUGAUCAAAAGCACCAUCCUGGGGUUUGUCAGCAACUUUGGACAGGUGCCCAAACAGCUCUUUACAAAACCCCACCCGGCCAGGACUGCUGCAGGGAAGCCAUCACCUGGAAAGGAUGUCUCCACACCGGCAAGCCUGCCUGGCCACCCACAGCCCUUUUACUACAACCUGCAGUCACUGAAACCCUCCCAAGUCAUGGUCAAAGAUAUGUACCUUUUCUCUCUAGGCUCAGAGUCCCCCAAAGGCGCCAUUGGCCACAUCGUCCCAACCGAGAAGGCCAUUCUGGCCGUGGAGAAGAACAAAUUGCUGCUGCCCCCUCUGUGGAACAGGACCUUCAGCUGGGGCUUCGACGACUUCAGUUGCUGCCUAGGGACCUAUGGCUCCGACAAGAUCCUGAUGACAUUUGAGAACCUGGCUGACUGGGGCCGCUGUCUGUGUGCUCUGUGCCCAUCCCCCACGAUGAUUGUCACCUCUGGGGCCAGCUCCGUGGUGUGUAUAUGGGAGCUCAGCAUGGCCAAAGGCCGCCGGAGAGGCUUGCGCCUCAGGCAGGCCUUGUAUGGACACACACAGGCAGUCACAUGCCUGGCAGCAUCGGUCAGCUUCAGCCUCCUGGUGAGUGGCUCCCAGGACUGCACCUGCAUCCUGUGGGACCUGGACCACCUCGCCCCUGUGGCCCGUCUGCCUGCCCACCGGGAGGCCAUCUCAGCCAUCGACAUCAGUGACAUCUCGGGCACCAUCGUCUCCUGUGCGGGAGCCCACUUGUCCCUAUGGAAUGUCAAUGGACAGCCUCUGGCCAGUAUCACCACAGCCUGGGGCCCAGAAAGAGCCAUAACCUGCUGCUGCAUGAUGGAGGGGCCAGCAUGGGACGGAAGCCAUGUCAUCAUCACCGGGAGUCAAGACGGCAUGGUCCGGAUUUGGAAGAUGGAGGAUGUGAAAUUGUCCGUUCCCGGGCAUGCUGUGGCAGAGGAACCUGCAGCUCAGCCUCCAAGCCUGAGAGGUCACAAGUGGGAGAAGAACCUUGCCCUGAGUCGAGAGCUGGACGUCAGCAUUGCUUUGACAGGGAAGCCCAGUAAGACCAGCCCAGCGGUGACAGCACUGGCUGUGUCCAGAAACCAGACCAAACUCCUGGUCGGUGAUGAGAAGGGGAGAAUAUUCUGCUGGUCUGCAGAUGGGUAGGAAGAAAGAGACGGUGGAGGCUCUGGCAUGGCUGCAUGUCCCUGAGGGGCUGCAGCCUCCACAGAAGGCAGGGAAGGUGAUGCAGAGCCUGGCUCUGUUUGCGGAAGAAACCCCCGGACCUUCCCUCCCCAUAGCUCUCAGGGAAGGGGCCUCUGGCAAUCAGAGCUCUGCACCCCAAACCCUCUUCAUGGCGCAUUGGACUUCCAUAAAAUGGGUAAGAGGGCUGGAAGCAGCACGCUGCACACUUGGACU
Messenger RNA from Cynocephalus volans (Philippine flying lemur), 9810 nucleotides. RefSeq names its product WDFY family member 4 (gene WDFY4). Gene Ontology annotation, biological process: antigen processing and presentation. The record is from RefSeq and is a predicted model, not a curated record. Lineage: Eukaryota; Metazoa; Chordata; Mammalia; Dermoptera; Cynocephalidae. Bases 1 to 9558 code for a protein of 3185 amino acids. Gene Ontology annotation, molecular function: protein binding. The transcript is spliced from 61 exons.